AUGACAGGUUCAAUAGCACCGCUGUCGGAAGAUAUAGCACAAACUAAUGAUGCGUUUACUGGGCUAGCCGGAGUCGCUGCUUCUGAAAUCGAAGAGCAGCAACAGGAUCUCAAAAGAUCGCCAUAUGGGUCUACAACGUUUACUUCGAAACCUAGCGACAGCAAUGUCCAGGUCGUCACGAAUGUGGUUCUAGAGGAGAACGAAAAUGAGAACACGGCACUGAGAGGUGGCCAGAAGCCAGUACUUUCAAACGCCAAAAUUCAGAUUAUCAUGACAUCCAUGUAUCUUGGCAUUUUUUUGGCUGCGCUCGACGGAACAAUCGUUUCGACGCUGAUGACACACAUUGCAUCCGAAUUUCAGGCUUUGCCAAACAUCUCGUGGAUCGCCACAGGUUAUUUACUGUCUACGACAUGUUUUCAACCGCUUUACGGCAAAAUAUCUGACGUGCUCGGUCGUAAACCAUUGCUUGUCUUCAGCAACGUCGUUUUCGGCCUGGGAUGUCUACUUUGUGGAUUUAGCAACAACUUGUGGUUUUUGGUUGCCGGUCGUUUCGUGACCGGAAUUGGGGGCGGCGGUUUAACUUCUUUGGCCAGCAUCACGACUAGUGACAUUGUGCCUUUGCGUGAUCGUGCGUUGUAUCAGGGAAUGUGUAACGUGUUCUUCGCCAUAGGCACUAGUUGUGGUGGACUGGUGGGAGGUUUUUUUGGCGAACACGGUGGCGGAUGGAGAUUAGCCUUUUUGAUUCAAAUCCCAGUCUGCAUAAUAAGUUGCGUGCUGAUAAUCACAUACCUGGAUCUACCACCAUUGCGUUCGUAUGAGGCCAGCUGCCAAUCCUACGCGCAAAGGUUGAAAAAUUUAGACUGGCAGGGAGCUGUAACGUUGGUUACAUUUCUGUUUCUCUUCAUGCUCACCUCGUCUCUAGGUGGCAAAGAGAUUCCAUACGACUCGAAACUUUUCUCCCUGAUGUGCGUAUUCACAGUCAUCUCCGGAGCUUUGUUUGUUAUUGUCGAAAUUUAUAUGACGUCCGAUCCUAUUUUGCCUGUGUCGUUUUUGAAAGAUAGAUCAGUGUCUGCUGGCAGCUUGGCAAAUUUCUUCUGCGUCAUGGGUAUGAUCACAGUCAACUUUUACUUGCCCGUUUACUGGUCAAGUGUGCUGAACAUAGGUCCGACCGAUGUAGGCAAAAGAGCGUUACCAAGUUUUUUCAGCAUUGCUUUUGGGUCCUUGGGUGCUGGCUAUUACAUGAAACGUACGGGAAAGUACUAUUGUUUUACACUAGGAGGUUGUUUGAUAGCAGUUUUGGGCCUCAUCCAGGUAAACUCUGUGAGCGCUUCGAUGCCGGUAUGGCAACAAUACAUGUUGCAAGUGGUUCCUGGGCUCGGGGUGUCUAUUUUAAUCACAGUAACAUUACUGGCUAUGAUUGCUGCGGUGCCACAUGAGCACCAAGCUGCGACUACCUCAAUCUCCUAUGCUUUCAGAUCGACAGGAUGUACACUGGGUGUUUCCAUUGGCGCAGCUAUAUUCCGCAACACUUUGAACACUUUAUUGAAUUCCAAAGUGUUGAAGCUAGUCUCUGAACAACAUUCUGAAGCGGAGUUGAGAAGCAUUAUUUCCAAUGCAGCCCACUCUGCAGAAUGGAUUCAUAAAGGUGCUCCAGUAUUUGUGCGCGCCACUUUGGUAGAAUGUUACCACUUUGCAUGCAGAGCUACUUUCAAGUUUUGUCUAUUUGUGACUAUACUGGCCACGAUUAGUUGCUGCUUCAUUAAGGAGCACAGGUUGCACACGUCUAUUGAACGGGACUAG
Molecule: messenger RNA, 1800 nt
Organism: Lachancea meyersii CBS 8951
Lineage: Eukaryota; Fungi; Ascomycota; Saccharomycetes; Saccharomycetales; Saccharomycetaceae
Source: the annotation of a GenBank genome assembly